Messenger RNA from Abrus precatorius (Indian licorice), 1763 nucleotides. Its product is annotated as ER membrane protein complex subunit 6-like. The coding region runs from base 354 to 716 and encodes 120 amino acids. Gene Ontology annotation, biological process: protein folding in endoplasmic reticulum; autophagosome assembly. The record is from RefSeq and is a predicted model, not a curated record. Gene Ontology annotation, cellular component: EMC complex; endoplasmic reticulum; membrane. The transcript is spliced from 6 exons. Lineage: Eukaryota; Viridiplantae; Streptophyta; Magnoliopsida; Fabales; Fabaceae.
GACUGAGUGUACUGCACGCGCUGCAUCAACAGUAAUUUCACAAGCAACGUGUUAAGUGGGAAUGGGUAGCAUCCAGGUUUGCAAAAUUUGAAACUGAAGUGUUGGAAAUUUGAGUUAUUACAGCAGAUGGCUUUUGGGAGGAUUUGGCUUCCCAUGGUUUCAUUUUAAUCUUUUCCCUCUUUCUCUUUCUCUUUAUCUCUCUUUCUCUGUGUGUGUGAGAAUUAUCAUACUUGUUAAUGACUCAACUUUCUUAGGUCAGACUUCAUGAGUUUGUGGUCCAUCAUGUGUUCAUGGCUGAGCAUCCCUUUGAACUUACUAGAAACAUACCAUCAAAUUAGUCUAAGCAGAUAAUUAUGGCUGUACAUUCUGAUUCGGGUUCAUCACAGACAAAAUCAAGCAAUGGAGGAAAUGAGUUGCUGACUUUUAAUGCUGAAAAUAUGCAAAGCAACAUGAAAAUUAUCUAUUACAGCCGAACAUUUUUAUCUAUAAUUGGUGGAGUUGUUGCUGGUAUUUUGGGAUUUACAGGCUUGAAAGGAUUUGUCUUUUACUUACUUCUCAUGGCAGUUACAUCUCUUGGGCUUGUUGCCAAAGCAAGAUUUUCAAUACACACUUACUUUGACUCGUGGAAUCAAGUACUACUUGAUGGCUUUCUGGGUGGCCUAAUGUCGUUCGUGCUGUUUUGGACAUUUGCAUAUGACAUUGUUCAUAUAUUUUGAUGGACGGAAUGAGCUAAUGUUUCAAGAGAAGGCAAUUUUGGCUUUUGUUGCGGCGAUUGAUCCUUGCCAGAAUGCUGUUACAGCCUCCAGUUAUUAGAUAGCUUUCAUGAUGUUCCCCUUUAUAAACUGAGAGAUUUACUUCCGGUAUUUAAUCUGUUUAUGUAUUAUUUAAAUUAGAAUCUCAACUAGGAAGAAGGCACAAUGUCGUCUUUUUUCUUGGCUGUCAGAUUAGCUUCUUGGACAUUGUUCUUGAAGUUUGCUUAUUGAAAUAGAUUGCUAUUUUGCCAAUUUUAUGUUAUCAUUCUACUUACUUCUCAAUGUGAAAUUAUCAAUCACUAAACAGCUUCCUGGGAUAAAUAAGACUCUUUGGUUGACUGCAUCAUUUUAAGCUUGAAAGUUGAAAUAAAUGAGCUUGCUUGCUUUGCCGGUUAUGAUGAUUGCUUGGCGCUCUCCUGCGUCGUGAAAACAUGGGAAGACGUCUUUAGUAUUAUGUGUGGCUCAAAAGCAUAGGUCCAAAUUUCGGGGAACCCGUACUACUUGACUCUAAAUGCUAUAUUAUAACGGUUAAAGUAAUCCGUUAGCUCUUAAAGAUAUUUUGCAAAUUAUUGAAUAAGUUUGUGUAUUUUACAGGUAAAAUUUGUGAUUUGAUAUUUUAAUUUUUUUUGCUUCAAAUUUUCUCUCGAAUUGUUUUUUUGUUCAGCUUAGUUUUCUAAUUUUUAUUUUUGUUUCAAGUUAAACGUGUUACAACAUUAUUAAAUUUUGUUGCAAAUUGUUUUUUUGAAUUGGGUUAUCUUGAUCUGUCUAAUACUGUGUAUAGAGCACAAAAUGUAAUGAAAUUAUAGGAUAAAUGUUGUUCGUUAAUUAUGGACAAAUUUUGAAGAAAUAUGAUCAGUCAUUAGUAAAAUAUAGAGAAUCUAUGAUUGAAGUAAAACUAAUAUUGAAGAAUAAAUUUAUUGGAUCUUUUUAUUUUAGCAACAAAAUGAUGGAAACAAUUGGUAUGUCGGUUGCAAUUCAAUAUCUAGCAGAGUUCUUCAAUUAAUUUCAAUA